Messenger RNA from Anguilla rostrata (American eel), 6102 nucleotides. RefSeq lists its product as uncharacterized. The record is from RefSeq and is a predicted model, not a curated record. The transcript is spliced from 4 exons. Bases 177 to 3767 code for a protein of 1196 amino acids. Gene Ontology annotation, cellular component: protein phosphatase type 1 complex. Gene Ontology annotation, molecular function: glycogen binding; protein phosphatase 1 binding. Gene Ontology annotation, biological process: regulation of glycogen biosynthetic process. Lineage: Eukaryota; Metazoa; Chordata; Actinopteri; Anguilliformes; Anguillidae.
AACAUUUAACUGCGUGCCACUACUGCUAUUACUACUACUGCUGAUUCUACGUCUGUGCACAGUAACUUGCAUUUUCGUCCGUUUAAUGUUUUGAUUUAGGUCUGGACCGGCGAGCCGUUGAGGCUUCACUGGCAUAUGAAGGCUCGGGGCUAUUUAUAGGCCUAACUCAGUCCCCAAUGUCAACUGUAACUCGACGCCAUCUGUCAAGUUGCGGAGUGUCCGGUGUCAGCGGGCCAGUGGCACAGCGGCUCUGUACCGCGGCGUUCGCGCACACAGCCCCGAUGGAGUCCGCAGGAAACCCAGGGAACCCGGGGCCCUCCGGCUUUUUGGUCAUCCCCAACGGCAGCUCCUGCGACGAGUGCGAGUAUGAGCUGGAAGGGCGGAUCAAGCCCAAGUCCUCGCCCCUCCCGCGCCGGAGGGGCUCCGAGUCCUCCGACGAUUCGGAACCCGAGCCCCCGCCCGCCAGGUCGCGGAAGGUGUCCUUCGCCGACGCCUUCGGCCUCAGCCUGGUGUCGGUGAAGGAGUUCGACCACCGGGACGUCUCCUCCCCGGCCGGGCUGGAGGCCCUCGAGGGGGUGGCCCGGGACGUGGAGGAGUACUUCCUGUCCUCGCUCUUCUCCGUCCCGUCCUCGCCCGAGGAGCUGCUCGGCAAGCUGAGGGAGCAGAAGUGCGAGCUGGAGUGCGUGGAGCUGCUCCCGGGGACCACCUCGCUCAGGGGGACCGUCCGGGUCCUCAACCUCAGCUUCGACAAGAUGGUGUACGUCCGCAUCACCCUGGACGGCUGGGCCACGCACUUCGACCUGCUGGCCGAGUUCGUCCCCGGCUCCAGUGACGGAGAGACCGACCGGUUCAUGUUCAAAAUCACCCUGGUCCCGCCUUUCCAGAAAGAGGGAGCCAGAGUGGAGUUCUGCCUCCGGUACGAGAUUCCGGGCGGAACUUUCUGGGCCAAUAACAACGGCAUGAACUACGUUUUGUUCUGUCACAAAAGGGGAGGCAGAGAUUCGAAAGACAACCAGCAGGAAGAUCUCAAAUACAAGAACAAGAAAAGCUGUCUAAAAGCCUUGAGUAAGGACAGUUCCACUGAGAGAACUUUGAUCAUGCUUCCUCAAGAGACAACAGAUUUACCCGUACAAAAACAGGAAGUGGUUGUCGACGUGGAAACCCCUGCACCACGUUCAGAAGGACUCAGUGAAGAUGGCCGUCAGAAAGCAAUGGUGGACAGUAACCGUGACUACUCUUGGAGGAGCAGACGGAGAGCAGCGCGUUUGGCACGGAUGAGAAACCCCUCGUACCAGAACGAGGCGGAAGAGGAGGAGGGUGGCGGCUCCGCCCAGGGCGAGGAGAGCAGCCGCGCGGAGGUGCCGUUGGAUGUCAGCGCACCUCCUCACUGGGCAACCACCUCCGACUUGCCCGGCAUGCCCAGCGCAAGUCAGACAAACGGCACAGAGGAGGCGCAGGAGCAUGACCUGACCCCGCCAACGUCGCUAAAGCCGGACAGAGACGACGAGCUAUCGUUUCUUCCAGAAGGAUUUGAGCGCUGGAGUAGAGAAAGUUCAGACACGGCGUCUAUAAACUCCCAAGACGGGGAUGCAGCUUCGUAUCCCCGCGAGGUGAGGACCUCUACUCUAGGCAGCUGGGAAUCAUGGAAUACGUUUGUCGAUUUUGGGGACACCCGGUCACCAAGCCUCACGACGGCACAAGAGGAAGGGGUCCCUCAAAGAGCUGCCUUUGACUCCGCGGCUUAUCUUGAAGAAGACGCUGCUGCGUGGUCGGGAUCAUGCAAUGGUCCUCCCACGGUUUGCUCAAAUGCCGAAAGCCCGCCAACCAGUGAGGGCAGUGUAAGCACAUGGGAACCCACGCAAGAGCAUGUCGCUGACCUGUGUGAUUCUGAAAAGGAAACAGAGAAUUGGCCGGUCAUUAAAGAGGGCUUAGGAAGUGACCGGACACCCGCCGAAAGGGACAGUGAGCACGAGGCGGGUAGUGUGGCGCAUCACAAAUUUUGGACAGAGACCUCCGACGUUUGGCAGAGGUUUCCCUUCGACUCGUACUUGGAGAGUAGCGACGCCAGUCUAGAAUCAGUAUCUGGCGACCUGCUAAAAACAGACACAAGUACACUUAGACACAAAGAGUCUGUCAAUGACCAAGACAGGAACCCACUCAACCGCUCCCAUCCCCCACAGGAGACCAGGGACCCCGACACAGAGGUGAUAAUGGAUGAGGGUGCAGGUCACGCGACUGAGCGUGUCAGAGAUCACCAGGGCAUAAGUGGAGGGAACUCUCUUGCGGGGGCUCCUGACUUGGCACCAAACUCAGAAGGGACAGACAGACGGACAGAGGCAACAGACAUGGCAGUCAGACAACAAUCUCCGAGGCCCGAGCCAGCCAGUGGAAUCUCACCAGAUGAAUUCGACAACAGCUCUGCCUCUUCAACAAUGGACACUGGGAUUGACAGCAGCAUACACGAAUCGUUCAGGAGCAGCAUGACCUUUAUACACACAGACAGCGAAAAGGGGGAAAAUGUCAAAGGCAGAGAUGGAGAGGAAUGCAGGGGUAGGGUAAACAAAGAAGAAGACGAGUCAAAGGAAAAUGUAGAAAGUCUGUAUGAAGUUGAGAAGGAGGCAUCAAUGGAAAAUGUCGACAGUUUCCAUGACAAUGAAGAAGAUGUAACAGUGGAGGAGACCAAAGACCUUACUGGAAAAUGCAAAGAAGAUGUAUUGGUAGAAAGGGGAGAUAUCUGUGGAGAUGAAACUACAGCAGAAAAUAGAGAGGAUCUUUCUGAAGAAGAGGAGAUGCUAAUAGACUAUGAUGAAGAUCUUUACGAUGAUGAGGAUAUAUCAAUGGAAAACGAAGAAGACUUCUAUGAUGAAGAAAAUGAAGAUUUUUAUGGCCAAGAAGAGUUGCCAAUAAGCAAAGAAGAGGAACUUGAGAAAGUAAGAGAAAAGGUAUCAGUGAAAACAAAAGACUUUGGUCUAGAGCAGGAAGACAUGUCAGCAGAAACAGAAGAGGACCUGGAAGUUGCCCAGAUUUUAGGAGGAAUGAACAAAGCCCUGGAAGGAGACAAAAAGUCGCUGUCAAUGAAAAUGGAGGAAUCGGAAAAAGGAAAGGGAAUGGCAUUCUGGGAAAAGGAGACUUACCUACAUCAAAAAGAAAAUAAAGAACAUGCAAAAGAGGAAAAUGGAGUCCAACAUCAUGGAGGAAAAGGGCAUACAAGCAGUGAAAAAGAAGCAAAAAGGGACAGUUGGAGAGAGGGAACUCACUCCACAGAAUCUCUGCCAGACAAGAAGAUGGAAUCAAACACAACCAGUGUGGAAUGUGCCCCACCACAUGGACUCAAACUCCAAGCCACCCCUGGAAACAGCUGGAACAUGCCUAGGAACGACAACACAAGCCCAUCAGUUAGUUCAUUAAGGAUACGGCCCACUUUUCUGCCAUCGCCAAACAAGCCGAAGGAGUAUGGUGAAGCCAGAGAGGUGGCCAGCUCCCCUCAGGCAGAUUUGGACCCCGUGGAAGAGCCAGGAUAUCACGCCACAGUCCACCUACCACCAGUCGAAAAGGUGGAAAAUGUCGCCAGGAAUUACCUUUCGUGUUGGUGGGACUUACUAGCAUGUAAUGUCUCGAGGGUCUUCCUGUACGCCCUCCUGUGUUUGAUCUUCCUGGUCAUAGCAUUUCACUACGAUUUCCUGGCCUGUUUUGCUUUUUACCUGAUAACUGUGUACUGGUUUUGCUUUCAUGGGGAGAAUGGAAUUGAACAGGCCAGAGGGCCUUAAAACGCUGAACGGUACUCUUCUGGUGUUUCCAGAUUUUUGGCUAUAUGGAGUUUUUGAAAGGCCCACCACCAAUGAAAAUUGCCGAGUGAUAACCAAGUUUACACAAUGAACUGAAAUCACAGCAUGGCAGGGAGGUGUGAAACUUCGAAAGUGAAAUUUAAUUAACUUUAAUUUCUAAACUUCUGAUUGAUUAACCAUGUAAUAAGGCUUGUGUGAACUGAAAAAUAUUUAAACGAGUAAGGUCACAGGAAUCAACAUAAAUCAUAAAGGAGUACAGGAAGAAAGUACAUAUAGAGUUUUUGCCAGUCAUGCUGGGUGGAUUCUGAGUUCAUUUGUGGAUUUUUUUUUUUCCUGUAAUAAAGUACUGGUGUAACCGUAAAUAUAUUAAAUAUAUUACAUUUUUAGGUUUUCUAACUGUAUAGACUCAUUCAUAUAAUUUCACAAUUUCUCAUUUGUCUCCAAAACAUGAUAUUAAUACAAUGAUUACAGUAAAUGCAUGUAAUGACAGAGAGGUAAAAAGAGAGAAGGAGAAAGGGAAUUUUUUUGCAAAACAAUGGGGAAUUUAAAAGUGGGUAGUUUUGAUAGACAUGUUCUCUAAAAAUGACUUCCAAUGUUUGGGGGCCCACAAAGAGAAUGCUUCAUCACCUUGUGCUUAUGGAAGAAAUAAGGAUUGAAGCCCUGUGGUAUCCUCAGGGGUUUGGCCUCACAAUGCUUUAAAAGUUAUAAAUGAAUUCUUUGCAUAUGUUCCAAUUAGUUGAAAGACAGUCAAAUCAGUCCCAGAUUAUGUCCUUUUCUGGGCAAAGGACUGGCUCGUCGUCAUGGAUGACUUUGUAUCUGUAAAUGGCAACAAAGAUCUGACAAAUAGCGUGUCAUCUACAAUACACAAAGUAGCAGCAUUUACACUGAGAUCAAGGUUGGUCCUAGUAUACACCCUUGGAGGACCCCACAAGUAGUAAAUAAAAAGAGGUAACCUUUUCAGUGUAUUUGCCACUGAAAACUGAUUCUAACCCAGAUUCUUAAUUAGGCCAUUAAGAGCACAUGAUCUAAGGCUACACUCAUGUCUAAGAGAACGAAUAUAGAUGAUCUAUAAGAACUGUUUGUACUAUUCUUUUACUAACAUUGGCAUAGUUUUGGUGCUGUUGUUUGAGUGGAAAUGUUUUGUUUUGUAUGAUAACUUGCUGCUUGAAACAAGUUUAAGAAACUGGUCUGUAGUUUGCAAGGAUGUCUACAGGUUUCUUGAGUUGUGGCUGAACCACAGCAUCUUUUCAAUAAGCUGGAACUGCCCCAGUGACAAGAGAUCUAUUGGCACUGAGUGGCUGUAAGAUCUUCAUUGCACAAAGCCCUGAACUGUUGUUUAACAAGUCCUGUAUGAAUGAGACUCAGAGGACAAAUUGAAGGGUUUAUCUGUAUAACAGUUUGAGUGAGCUCAUUGGCUGUAAUACAAAACGCUGUAAAUUGUACAGUAUUCUGAGGUGCGAUGAUAUGGCCAGAAAGUGAAAUGUAAAUCCUAAUUUUGUUAGUCUUACCAUUAAAUGGAUAUCUCGGUUAAUAUGGAAUACUCAUGCAUAAUUCAUCUUAAACAAUUCCAAUAGGUAAGGAUAAGACUGCUAGUGUUUUUUUCCUGAUUCUUUUCCCCCUUUCCAUCCCAAUUGUAUUGAUCAGUCCUCAUUGGAUAUCUACGUUAUCAAUUUGGGAGAGCGCAGACAAGCACGUGCAUUCCUCUGAAGCACGUGAUGUCAAAUCGCAGUUUCUCAUCAUAUCACAAUUCGCAAGCCGGGCUCGCACAGACAUGAAUCAGAGAAAGACCGUACGUCGGUGCAAGAUAACCUGUGGGCAACUGAUCGACCAGCAGGGGUCGCUGAUGUAAAAUGAGACGCGAUCAUCCCGGCCAACUGAAACCCUCCCACCCCUGAGUAAUGCAAGGGCCAACUGCACAUCACUCAGUGGGAAUUCCAGCCACAGUCAGCUCAAACAGUUUGGAUACACUAGCAAGCGUAUUUUUAACCCUAAUUUCAGCCAACGUACUGAGCGGCAUUAAAACAGCAAAUCAGUCUGUUCCCAACUCAAGAAUCAAAUAAGGUUGUUAUGUGAGGGAGAAUUUCCCUAAUAUCCAAAGGACCAUAGAAUGAAUGUAUCAUCAGUAUCUAUGCAAGGAAGUACUGUUCAACGAUUACAUGCAUAGAAGUGUACAUACAUUUGGUUACCGUGACAAGAGGCACUGAUUAUAUGACUUGUAUGAAUGCCUCACAAAAACCUUUUCACCUCUCUGUAUCGCUUGGAUCCAUAACCAUGCCUUGGAUGUUGUAUGACAAUCAAUAAACAGAAUUCAUGUUAA